AGUGUGAGUGAGUUUGGCCUGGACAUCAUCGAGACCCCAGAGGGAGACAGAUGGCCUCAGCUGAUCGUCCAGCAGAGCCUGGACCGCGAGCAGAAGGACAUCUUCGUCAUGAAGAUCAAGGUGGAGGACGGAGGAACGCCCCCAAAGUCCAGCACGGCCAUCCUCCAGGUCACCAUCUCCGACGUCAACGACAAUCGACCGGUCUUCAAGGACAGCGAGGUGGAGGUGAACAUCCCAGAGAACGCCCCCGUGGGAACCUCCGUCACCCAGCUCCACGCCACGGACGCAGACCUCGGCUCCAACGCACAGAUCCACUUCUCCUUCUCCAACCAGAUCUCCUCGUCCACCAAGAGACAUUUUGCCAUCGACAGCACCAACGGGCUGAUCACCGUCAAGCAGCCCUUAGACCGGGAGGCCACUCCGGUCCACAAACUCAUCGUCCUGGCCAGCGACGGCAGCUCCACCCCCUCCAGAGCUACGGUUAUCGUCAACGUAACGGACAUUAAUGACAACGUUCCGUCCAUUGACACUCGGUACAUCAUGAACCUUGUUAAUGGAACGGUUCUGCUGUCAGAGAACGCUCCUCUCAACACAAAAAUAGCCCUAAUUACAGUGACGGACAAGGACUCGGAUCUGAACGGCAAAGUGACUUGUUACACUGACCACGACGUUCCUUUCAGGUUAAAACCAGUGUUUGAUGACCAGUUCCUGCUGGAGACUGCAGCCCCCUUAGAUUACGAAACAACCAGGGAAUAUGCAAUUAAGAUAGUGGCGUCGGAUUCAGGGAAGCCUCCUUUGAACACUUCAGCGAUGGUUUUAAUUAAAAUUAAGGACGAGAAUGACAACGCUCCCAUCUUCCCUCAGCCUGAGAUUCAGCUGUCCAUACCAGAGAACAAUGAUCCGUCCACGCAGCUCAUAAAGAUCAGUGCCAGGGAUGCAGACAGCGGACAUAAUGCUGAGAUUAUUUAUUCUCUUGGCCCCGACGCUCCCGAUGGGUUUAACAUAGAUCGGCGGUCAGGAAUCCUCUCCGUUGGCAAACGCCUGGACAGAGAGAAGCACGAGAAGUAUUCGUUCACUGUCAUGGCGAGGGACAAUGGGUCUACUUCGCUGCAGAGCAAUGUCACAGUGAGGUUGAUAGUGCAGGACCUCAACGACAACAGCCCAGCUUUCACCCAUCCUGAGUAUAACUUCUACGUGCCUGAGAAUCUGCCUCUAUACGGUACAGUGGGUCUGAUCACCGUCACAGACUCUGACGCAGGUGACAACGCCGUCGGUAACGCUGUCCAUCCUGAACGGGAAAGACAAUUUCGUUAUUGAUCCCCGGACCGGUGUGAUCAAACCCAACCUCACGUUCGACAGAGAGCAGCAGAGCUCUUACACCUUUAUGGUGAAGGCCGUAGACGGAGGGCAACCGCCCAGCACUUCAUACGCCAAGGUCACCAUAAACGUCGUGGACGUCAAUGACAAUCGACCCGUUUUUGUUAUCCCCUCGUCCAACUACUCUUACGAUCUGGUCCAGUCUACCACCAGCCCUGGGUCUGUGGUCACCAGAGUGUUCGCUAUAGACAAUGACACUGGCAUGAACGCUGAGCUGCAGUACAGCAUCAUUGGAGGAUCACCAAGAGGCCUGUUUGCCAUAGACAAAACAACUGGUAAUAUAACUCUGCAGGAGAAGAUAUUAGCAGCCGAUCAGGGUUUACACCGGCUGGUGGUGAAAGUCAAAGACCUGGGCCAGCCGGAGUCCUUACACGCCAUCGCCCUCAUUCAUCUGUUCAUUAACGAGACCGUUUCCAACGCUACGUUCAUUGAAGAGCAGCUACGUAAGAGCUUGGAGACUCCAUUGGACCGUAACGUGGGAGACAGUGAGGUCACACCCCAAGCCAACGGAUACGUGAUUGUUGUCAUCGCUAUUAUCGCUGGGACUAUGACAGUCAUCUUAGUCAUCUUCGUGACGGCCUUGGUGCGCUGCCGCCAGACGCCCAGGCACAAAGUGGUGCAGAAGGGCAAGCAGAGCGGCGAGUGGGUGUCGCCCAACCAGGAGAACCGUCAAAUCAAGAAGAAAAAGAAGAAAAAGAAGAGAUCCCCUAAGAGCCUCCUCUUGAACUUUGUCACCAUAGAAGAAUCCAAGCCUGAUGAUCCCAGCCAGGAGCACAUUAAUGGAACCCUGGACCUCCCCGUGGAGCUAGAUGAGCAGACCAUGGGGAAAUACAACUGGGCCACUACGCCGACCACCUUCAAACCUGACAGUCCAGACUUAGCCAAGCAUUACAAGUCUGCCUCCCCACAGCCAACCUUCCAAAUCAAACCAGAGACCCCGAUGGCGCCCAAUAAACAUCACGUGAUUCAGGAGCUCCCGCUAGACAACACGUUUGUGGUGGGCUGUGACUCGCACUCCAAGUGCUCCUCCACCAGUUCGGACCCGUACUCUGUCUCAGAGUGCAGCUGUCAGGGGGGAUUCAAGACUCCUGGGCAAAUCCACACCAGACAGGUAAUUUAUAACUUCUUUUUUUUUAAAGCCACCUACUGUUUCCACUCCCACUCCCCGUACCACUGUCCCUUUGGUGAUAAGGAGGGUGAUGGGUGGCAGCGGGAGGGAGACGGGGGGGGGGGAUUGAAACACACAAAAAGUCACAUGUGCAUGAAUGUCAUCAGCAUUGAAUAUUGAGGAAGCGUACCUCAGAGAGGAAGGAGAGAACUGAAGUCUGGGCCAAGAAACUUCAACCAAAUGAAAUCUAUCUAUACUUCCCAGACAGAGGGGGGGAAAAAACGAAGACAGAUUAUAUCCCUUACGCUAUCUUGUACUAUAUGUCUAUAAAACCCUUUAACCUUAUUUAGGUUAAUGUUCCACUUGAAAGUAUAAUGGUGGCAGUGGAAUGGUGGGAACUAGUGUUAAAUGAGAAUCUUAAGUGGGAAAGGCUGGUGGCAGAGUAAUAGCAUGCUUGAGGGAGAAUCAAGUCGGCCAUGCUACUAAUUGAACUCUGCACAGCUGUAUUUGCUGAGGACCAAUGGAUUAAAGCAGCGCUAAGCUUUUUUGAUUGACACACCUGAAAAAAACGAGCAUGUCUGACAGACAGAGAAAACCAAACAUAGAGUCUUUGAUUUGACAGUCAUCAGCUUAACAGAUAAACGUCGGGUUUAGUCAGCUGUUCACGUUCCACUGAAAUAGUAGGACAUGUAUCCCCCAAGAGUGCCACUACACUAUAGAAUAAUAAGACCUCAUUAAAUAAUCCCAGAUUUUGGUUGCGUGCUGGAGAUAUUAAGUGGCGUCUUGACUGUGGAGGCUCUGAAGGCUUUGUGAGUGUGAGGAGGAGAGCAAAGCAAAAGGCUCAUUUGAAUGCUACGGUCUGGUCUGAGGCUUAUGAUUCCCUAAGAGAUGUGCCAAAUGCGAAGUGCCCUAAUAAAUAAAAGCAGGCCAGGGAAAUAGACGUAAAUCAGAGGUGAGGAGAGGUGGCCUUGCUGAGGGCAGACAACACGGCAGAGCAGAGCAGAGCAGAGUGGAGCAGAGCAGAGCAGAACAGAACAGAACAGAGUGGAGCAGAGCAGAGUGGAGCAGGGCAGAGUGGAGCAGAGUGGAGCAGAGCAGAGUGGAGCAGAGCAGAGUGGAGCAGAGCAGAGUGGAGCAGAGUGGAGCAGAGCAGAGUGGAGCAGAGCAGAGUGGAGCAGAGCAGAGUGGAGCAGAGCAGAGCAGAGCAGAACAGAGUGGAGCAGAGCAGAGUGGAGCAGAGCAGAGUGGAGCAGAGCAGAGUGGAGCAGAGCAGAGUGGAGCAGAGUGGAGCAGAGCAGAGCAGAGUGGAGCAGAGCAGAGCAGAGCAGAGUGGAGCAGGAGGGGGUAG
Messenger RNA from Coregonus sp. 'balchen', 3833 nucleotides. The record is from the annotation of a GenBank genome assembly. Lineage: Eukaryota; Metazoa; Chordata; Actinopteri; Salmoniformes; Salmonidae.